This is a messenger RNA of Pseudopodoces humilis (Tibetan ground-tit), 1822 nucleotides long. The record is from RefSeq and is a predicted model, not a curated record. Lineage: Eukaryota; Metazoa; Chordata; Aves; Passeriformes; Paridae.
CAUUUCCGGGCGGCGACGGCAGCGGGAGGGCGAUGGUGCUGCUGCACGUGCUGUUCGAACAUGCGGCCGGGUACGCGCUGUUCGCCGUGCGGGAGGUGGAGGAGAUCGGGCUGCUGCUGCCGCAGGUGGAGGAGAGCGUCCUCACCCUGGGCAAGUUCCACAACGUGGUGAAGCUGGUGGCGUUCUCGCCGUUCCGCUCGGCGCAGAGCGCGCUGGAGAACAUGAACGCCGUGUCCGAGGGAGUCCUGCACGAGGACCUGCGGCUGCUGCUGGACACGGCGCUGCCCCCCAAGAGGAAGAAGGUGCUGCUGGGGGUGGGCGAUGCCAAGAUGGGCGCGGCCGUGCUGGAGGAGCUGGGGGUGCAGUGCCAGACCGGCGGCGUGGUGGCCGAGCUGAUGCGCGGGAUCCGGCUGCACUUCCCGGCGCUGGUCCGGGGCCUCACGGCGCAGUCGGCGGCCAAGGCCCAGCUGGGGCUCGGUCACAGCUACUCCCGGGCCAAGGUGAAGUUCAACGUGAACCGGGUGGACAACAUGAUCAUCCAGUCCAUCAGCCUGCUGGACCAGCUGGACAAGGACAUCAACACCUUCUCCAUGCGGGUCCGGGAGUGGUACGGGUAUCACUUCCCCGAGCUGAUCAAGAUCGUCCCCGAGAACUCCAUGUACUGCCGGGUGGCCAAAUUCAUCGGGAACCGCCGGGAGCUGAGCGAGGAGAGCCUGGAAGGGCUGGAGGAGAUCGUCAUGGACAGCGCCAAGGCCCAGACUAUCCUGGAGGCCUCCCGCUCCUCCAUGGGGAUGGACAUUUCCCCCCUGGACCUGAUCAACAUCGAGAGCUUCUCCCGCCGCGUCAUCUCGCUGUCCGAGUACCGCAAGGGGCUGCAGGAGUACCUGCGCUCCAAGAUGAGCCAGGUGGCCCCCAGCCUGUCGGCGCUCAUCGGGGAGGUGGUGGGCGCCCGCCUGAUCUCGCACGCCGGCAGCCUCACCAACCUGGCCAAGUACCCGGCGUCCACGGUGCAGAUCCUGGGCGCCGAGAAGGCCCUGUUCAGGGCGCUGAAGACGCGGGGGAACACCCCCAAGUACGGCCUCAUCUUCCACUCCACCUUCAUCGGGCGCGCGGCCGCCAAGAACAAGGGGCGGAUCUCGCGCUACCUGGCCAACAAGUGCACCAUCGCCUCGCGCAUCGACUGCUUCUCGGAGGUCCCCACCAGUGUCUUCGGGGACAAGCUGCGGGAGCAGGUGGAGGAGCGCUUGGCCUUCUACGAGACCGGGGAACCGCCCCGCAAGAACCUGGAGGUGAUGAAGGAGGCGGUGGUGGAGGCCAGCGAGGUGGUGGCUGAGGUGAGGAGGAGGCAGGAGAAGAAGGAGAAGAAGAGGAAGAAGAGGGAGAAGCGGCGGCUGGAGGCCCUGGCAGCGGCUGCCGAGGAGCCGGCGGAGAACUCGGUGAUGGAGACAGAGGAGAACGAUGUGGGCACCAAGAAGAAGAAGAAAAAGAAGAAGCAGCAGGAGGAGUCGGAGCCGGAGGAGAACGGGGUGGAGGAGGAAGAGGAGGAGGAGGAGCCACUGCCUAAGAAGAAAAGGAAAAUCACGGUGGAGCCCGAGGAGGAGGAGGAGGAGGAAGAAAAGAAGAAGAAAAAGAAGAAGAAGAAGAAGGCAGCAGCUCGGGACUCGGAGGAGGAUUAGCGAGCUGAGCACACGGACUGACAGACUGACAGACGCUCCUGAGGUGUCCCCAGCACCUGGAACUUGUCACAGCCUCUGGUGGCCUGGCUGAUCCCUCUGGUGGCCUGGCCGAUCCCUCUGGUGGCCUGGCUGAUCUCUCUGGUGGC